UAAGUUGCUGGCAGGGAGGACUGUGAUUUUCCAGUGCAGCUCUUUAAAUGGAGGGGAGUUUGUUCCAGAGAGAGUCCUGAGGCUGAGACUGCACCUCUGACCUGCUCUGCCCCGUUCUAAAUACCGAGACAUGUUCGGCGCUGAAUGUGGGAGCUGCGGAAAGGAAGACCAUGGAGAAAUCGAGUAGUGAUGAGUCGUCCCUACACCGGAGCCUGUCUGUGGAGAGCAGAGGCUCGGACAUUGGACAAGCAUCCAACUCUGCCCAACAGUUCGGCAGUGGGUUCACCGCAGCUGCUUUUUAUGGCAACACCAGCUCCCGUCCCAGGGGCCUGAUCGACCUCGGUGUAAAGAAUGACAAGUAUACAGCCCCCAAAGGCAGCAAGUAUGUGGUGUUUUACCUGGACCUCUCAUUUGUUUUCCUCUUAGAGUUCCAGAAGUGCAGCAUGGCCAGUGGCUGCGUGUGUUGCCUCAAGUACCUGAUGUUCGUCUUCAACCUCAUCUUCUGGCUGUGUGGAUGCGGACUCCUGGGAGUGGGCAUCUGGCUCUCGGCGACACAGGGGAACUUUGCCACCCUGGCACCCAGCCUGCCCUCGCUCUCUGCAGCCAACCUGGUCAUCGCCAUCGGCACCAUUGUCAUGGUGGUGGGCUUCCUGGGAUGUCUCGGUGCCAUCAAGGAAAACAAGUGCCUGCUCCUCAGUUUUUUUGUCAUCCUGCUGACCAUUUUCUUAAUGGAGCUGAUCCUAGUCAUCCUGUUCUUCGUCUACAAGACAGAGGUGGCAGAGUACGCCCGAGAGGACCUGAAGACGGGGCUGUCACUGUACGGUACAGAGGGCAACAUCGGCCUGACCAACGCCUGGAACAUCAUUCAGACCGAGUAUGAGUGUUGUGGAGUGGAUAACUCCACCGACUGGGGCACUAUCAAGGGGAAUAAUGUGGUUCCUGAUUCCUGCUGUCAGGAGUACAGUAAGGAUUGUGGACAGCACGAUUCCAGCAAAUGGUUUGCCAAGGGCUGCUACGAUAAGAUUGAGGCAUUUGUUGAGCAACAGACAGUUGUUCUCGGCUCUGUUGCGAUGUCCAUUGUGUUGAUCCAGAUUCUCGGAAUGGCUUUCUCGAUGACCUUGUUUCAUCAAAUCUCCAGAGGUGGUAAAAAGUACAAGGCCUAGUCUUGGUGUGGGCAGUGGGUCACUGCCCCAUCAACUCUGAGUGUCCAGCAGUCACCAGCGCUCACACCUGAACCUCACUUCACAUCUGUUUCUGGAGUGAGCGUCCCUUCUCUUUUGCCAAAGAAAAUUAAAGUACUAAGCUCUCUUCUUCUGUGUGACGUGGUGACUGCAGUCACUCACAUACCAAACCUAGGUUCUUGUAGCAGUGACCCUGAGUUAACUUCUCCUCUAUGCCCCAACCCCUACCACUGAAGUGGGGUUCUCUCUGCACAGCUAAAACUGGUCGGCAAAGAAAUCCCACUUUUUCCCUUUAACUCCUCGCCUGCGUGGGAGCGGCCACUGGGCGUGACACCGUGGGCCACUGCUCUUGGCUCAGCGCCAGGCCGUGGAUGUUUAAAUUGCUCCGUGUCUUUCAGAAGCUAGCAUAUCCCAACCUUGGGCAACUUGUCCAUUGCAGACCAGGAGAGAGGUGGCACUGUGCCCAACCAUUCAAAGAAGUCUCCCAGCAAGGAUCGGACAGCAGAGAAACCAAAUGAUCCUUUAUGCAAAUACUUUAAAAAGGGAAUUCCAUGGGUUGAGGACACUGGUCAGUAAUUGUCCAGUAAGUUUCAUCUUGGUGCCCAAGUCUGGGUCAGUAACCUCCUCAAAGUCUGAGAAAGCAGAAGCAACUUGUUGUAUCUCUGUCUGACCAGCGGCCGGCUCGAGGUUGACUGACCAGUGUCAGGUCACUUACUUUUUGCAAAUAAAUGAACAACUUUUUUUAAUGGUAGAUUAGGAAAUAUAUCUUUUGGGAGCAUUUUGUACUGUGUUAAACAUUUUAUAUUUGGGCUUCUUCUGCUUCACUUUCCCAUUACAACCACAAUGUGAUCUUUAAAAUUAAAGUUCUGGAGUGAGGUUUCACAGAAUGUGGAGAGCACAGUGAGGCUGUUUGUUGUCUGAGGGUGUGGUGACGGUCAUUGUGACGGAUAGUCUGAGAGUGUGGUGACAGUGUGACGGACAGUCUGAGGGUGCACAGUGACGGUCAGUGUGACGGACAGUCUGAGAGUGUGGUGACAGUCAGUCUGAGGGUGUGUGGUGAUGACAAUCCUACUUGGAUUUGUGUGGAGCUGCCAGUAAUCUGUCAGUUGGUUUAGGAGUUUCUGCGUCUAAUCACCAAGUGGUCACUCAGUUUGUAGUUAAAAUACAACGGGAAAAGCUGGGAAUCCUUGGGAUUCAGGAAGUGUCAACAUUCCAGCUCAGCGGCUGUUCAUCAGUCCUGACCUGGCGCUGAUUCCUCUCCUCAGAGGUGACUUGCCAGAGUUGCCCAAUCCCAUUAAGAAGCUGAAAAAGUCCUCUGCCCCCUCCCCUCUCUCCCCCCAACCCCACCCUUUCUCAGCUGCACACUGUUCAUCUGGGGUCUGGUGGGCUGACUCAGUGCAAAGGUUGGAUUCCCAUUAACUUCCCCACUGAUUCUACCCCUCACCCAAACACUGGGGGCAAUUUACAGCAACAAAUUAACCCACUGACCCGCACGUCAUUGAAAUGGGGAGGAAACCGGAGCACCCGAGGGAAACCCACACGGUCACAGGGAGAACAUGCAAACUCCACACAGACAGCAACUGGGUCAUGGGCUCGGUGACCAUGCCCCACUGCCAGCGUGGGUUGUUCCAUUCCCUUCAGGUUCUGUGCUCCAUUACGUGAAGCCCCUGAGACACUCCCAGGGUUAUGUUGGUCAGCUUGGUGUAUCAGUGAGCGGUUUAACCAUGGCCCCACCCUGACAUUCAGGUUCCAACAAAUGGAAACAGCAGCAUCUUGGCUGAAGAAAACUCUAAUUGUAAUCGACCCUCCCCCCCUUUACCAGCCUUUCCCAGUAGAUAAACCUGGGAUCUUUCUCUGUAUCAGGUAGAGAAUUUAUCUCAUGGAUUUGGACAAAUAAAUGCCCUGGUAUUACACCGGAGCCUUGUGUUUGCUGCUUUCUGCUGUUUGAUCUGCCACUUGAACAGUCGCCUCCAGGGAGCAACAACCAAUCUGCUGGAGGAUCUCAGCGGGCUGAGCAGCACCUGUGGGAGGAAAGGAACUGUUGAUGUUUCGGGUCGAAACCCUGCAUCAGGAGGGCUUCUAGACCUGAUGCAGGGUCUCAAACUGAAAUGUCAACAAUUCGUUUACCCCCACAGAUGCUGCUCGACCCGCUGAGCUCCUCCAGCAGAUUGUGUGAUGCUCCAGAUUCCAGCGUCUCCUGUGGAUCCUCUGUGUUCCAGGGGUCUCUGUUCUGCCUCAUGUUUCAUUUCACAGCAAGAACACAGAUCCAUCAUCCCAGGACAUUCCUGGAACACACAUCCCUAAUCCCCAGAUGUUCCUGGAACACACAUCCCUCAUCCCCGGACAUUCUUGGGACACAAAUCCCUCUUCCCCGGACAUUCCUGGAACACAUUCUCCAGGUAACUCUACUUCUCUCUCUGCUGUGUCCUGUCCAACCUGAGCCCAGCCCACACUCACUAGGGAUGUAUAUAGGGUCCACAAGGACCAACCAGCAACAGAUUUGCUGAAGGGUGAAUGUUCAUCGGGUCCAUCACUCUGAGCCCAGUCCCUUCAGGUGACAGUGAGAAACAGCUGGGAGCACUGGUUACAGCAAAGGCUCUGGAACCAGACAACAUCCCAGCUGUAGGACUGGACACCUGCGCUGCACACCCUGCUGUGGCUCGAGCUGUUCCAGUACAGUCCCAACACUGGCAGCUAUCCAACCUUAUGCCCAGGAAUGUGCUGUUCACAGAAAGCAGGACAAAUCCAAACCAGCUGAUCACCACCUAAUCAGUCCGCUCUCAGUCACCUGCAGAGUGAUGGAACUCUUCACCGACAGUGCUGUCAAGUAGCACCUGCUCUCGAUGUGUCCCACCAGGACACUCAUCUCCAUACCUCAUCCCAACCUUGAUCCAAACAUGGACCAAGGAGCUGAAUUCCAGAGGUGAGGUGACAUUAAGACAGAACAUGACUGAGUGUAGCAUCAAGGAACCCUGGUAAAACAGAUAAUGGACAUCAAUGAGAAAAUCCUCCAACCAGAGGAAGAUGGUUGUGGGUGUUGGAGGUCAAUCACCCCAGUCCCAGAAUAUCACUGCAGGAGUUCCUCUGGCAGUGUCCUAGGCCCAAUCAUCUUCAGCUGCUUCAUCAAUGAUCUUCCUUCCAUCCUAAGGUCAGAUGUGGGGAUCUUUGCUGAUGACCGCAUAAUGUUCAAUUCCACUCACAACUCAGCGAGAGAAGCAGCCUGUGUUUCAUGCAUAAAACUUAAGACAACAUUCAGGCAUAGUCUGAUACAGUAAUUGGCAAUAAAUAUUCAUGCCACAAAAAUGCCAGGCAAAGACUGUUUCCAGUAACAGGGAACUUAACACCUACUCUUGACAUUCAACAGUCUUAUCCAUCACCCGCUCCCCCACCAUGAACCAAAAACUUAGCUGGAUCAGCCACAUAAAUACCAUGGUCACAAGAACAAGUCAGAGGCUGGGUAUCUCCUGGCGAGUAAUUUGUCUCCUUACACACUCAGCCUUUCCCCACCUACAUGGUGUAAGUCAGGAAGUGAUGGAACACACUCCACGAGGCCAGUUCCAACAACACUUAAAGCUCAACACCAUCCAGGACAAAGCAGCAGCUUGAUUAGCACCCCAUUCCCCACCCUGAAUGUUCAGUCCCUCCACCACUGGCACACAGAGUCCCCGGUCUACAGGAUACACUGCAGGUACCCGCCCAGGCUACUCUGAUAGCACCACCCGCCAAGGAUAAGGGCAACAGACUCAUAGGGACACCACCACCAACAGGCUCCUCCACAGUUUGUGCAGCACCAGCUGGAAAUGUAUCACCAUUCCUUCAUUGUCAUUGGGUCUAAUUCCUGGACAGAGCACCUUCACCAGAAGGACUGUAGCAGUCUAAGGCAGUGGCUCCCCACCACCUUCUCACAGGCACUUAGGGAUGGGCAACAUUGCUGGCCGUUGUGGACCCCAGGUUGACCUCUGAUUGCUCACAGUUGUAUCUGUGCUUUUCCUGCAUCCCUCCUGUGUAAAUAGUGCAGAAUCUUUAAUUAUUAAAGGAUUUUCCCAACUCGUGUAGAGCCCGUACCUGAUUAGUGUUUAAAUCGAUGGGGGUCAUUGUGCACCUAGUUAAAAGGGACCAUGAAGUGUGUCACUGGAGGUUUGACUUCUGCUGCUACGUGAGAGAGAGGGUUUCACAGUCACUGAACUAACUGCUGUCCUCCACGCUCCGUGAACCUGCUGCAACCCCGGGCACCUACUGGGUCAAAGGUUCCUCCAGCACUGUUUGACCUUCAGUUGGUUUCCACCACUUGUCUUCAGAGUCAGUUCUCCUUCUGUACAAGGUGGCUUUUAGCAGCGGAUUUAUUUUUUAGCAUGUUUUGAAUUCAUUCAUAAUCUACAACAUGUAAAAAGUUACAAAAAUGCUGAACUUAUUUAUAUAGCAUUUGGCUACAGUUUAAUAAUCUUUCAAUGGUUUUAAAUCAAAAGCUGCUGGAGCUGAACUCCAGUAUAACUGUUUAUGUACAUUUCCUCUCACAGUUUUACAAUCUGGGGUUAGGCAAAGGGUUUUGAUGUUCGCAGGAUUUUAACUGCUGGAAAUAAAGAAAUUUCAGAACA
This is a messenger RNA of Pristis pectinata (smalltooth sawfish), 5776 nucleotides long. It is a transcript of the gene tspan9a, whose product is annotated as tetraspanin 9a. The record is from RefSeq and is a predicted model, not a curated record. Gene Ontology annotation, cellular component: membrane. Bases 171 to 1163 code for a protein of 330 amino acids. The transcript has 7 exons. NCBI's taxonomy places the organism in Eukaryota, Metazoa, Chordata, Chondrichthyes, Rhinopristiformes, Pristidae.